CCCCAGCAAUCCAAUCUUGCAUUCUGCGCCAUUUCCAGCAUCAAAUCCUCUCCUCUGCAAGUUUCUGCCUCCCCCACAUCAGUCAGCAACCAUGUCUGGACGUGGCAAGGCCUCAGGCAAGAAGGCCGUGAGCCGGUCCGCCAAGGCGGGGCUCCAGUUCCCUGUGGGGAGGAUCGCACGGUACCUCAAGGCCGGCAAGUAUGCGACGAGGGUCGGAGCCGGCGCUCCCGUCUACCUGGCUGCAGUCCUGGAGUACCUCGCUGCUGAGGUGCUCGAGCUGGCUGGCAAUGCCUCCAGGGACAACAAGAAGACCAGGAUUGUCCCCAGGCACAUCCAGCUUGCGGUCAGGAACGACGAGGAGCUGAGCAAGCUGCUGGGGAAUGUCACCAUCGCAGCGGGUGGAGUGCUCCCCAACAUCCACAGCGUGCUUCUGCCUAAGAAGACCGGCAAGGCCGCCUCCCAGUCGCAGGACGUCUCAGGUGUAGAAAUAGCACCGCUGCCAGUCAUUCUCAAGACAGUCUCAUCAAGUAAUUAA
Molecule: messenger RNA, 535 nt
Organism: Klebsormidium nitens
Lineage: Eukaryota; Viridiplantae; Streptophyta; Klebsormidiophyceae; Klebsormidiales; Klebsormidiaceae
Source: the annotation of a GenBank genome assembly